AUGUCAUUUCACAAUGUGUUCUUUUGCAGUGCAGCCAGUGUGUUGCUGAGGGUAAAACUGAAUGUCAAAAAGCACCUCCGAGAGCGCAACACCGUUCCCAAACUUUUUGCCAAGUCUGUCAAGAAAUACGGUGACAAGACGGCUCUGAUUUUUGAAGGAACGGACGAGAAAUGGAGCUUCAAGGAGCUUGACGACUACUCCAACCGCGUGGCUAACCUUCUGCUUCAGAGGGGCUUCACGGAGGGCGACGUGAUCGCUCUGUUCAUGGAGAACCGCUCUCAGUACGUGGGGCUCUGGCUGGGAAUGGCAAAGAUCGGAGUGGAGGCAGCUCUCAUCAACUUCAACCUGAGACUGGAGGCUCUGGUGCACUGUGUCAACAUCUCCAGCGCCAAAGCCGUGGUGUUCGGCAGUGAGCUGACAGAUGCGAUGUGUGAGGUGCACAGCUCCAUGGGAAAGACCGUUAAGCUCCCCUGCUCUGGAGAAGGGGACCCCAAACGGGUUCCUGAAGGCACGGAGCAUCUCGAGCCGCUGCUGGAGGUGACCUCUAGCAAUCAGAGUUCCCAACAGAGUUCUCCUAUGCUAACCGGGCUUGCAGCCAGUGUGUUGCUGAGGGUAAAACUGAAUGUCAAAAAGCACCUCCGAGAGCGCAACACCGUUCCCAAACUUUUUGCCAAGUCUGUCAAGAAAUACGGUGACAAGACGGCUCUGAUUUUUGAAGGAACGGACGAGAAAUGGAGCUUCAAGGAGCUUGACGACUACUCCAACCGCGUGGCUAACCUUCUGCUUCAGAGGGGCUUCACGGAGGGCGACGUGAUCGCUCUGUUCAUGGAGAACCGCUCUCAGUACGUGGGGCUCUGGCUGGGAAUGGCAAAGAUCGGAGUGGAGGCAGCUCUCAUCAACUUCAACCUGAGACUGGAGGCUCUGGUGCACUGUGUCAACAUCUCCAGCGCCAAAGCCGUGGUGUUCGGCAGUGAGCUGACAGAUGCGAUGUGUGAGGUGCACAGCUCCAUGGGAAAGACUGUUAAGCUCCUCUGCUCUGGAGAAUGGGACCCCAAACGGGUUCCUGAAGGGACGGAGCAUCUCGAGCCGCUGCUGGAGGCGACCUCUACAAACCAGCCCAGACAACCAGAUCGCAGCUUCACAGAUCGCCUCUUUUACAUUUACACGUCGGGAACCACUGGAAUGCCCAAAGCUGCUAUUGUUGUACACAGUCGGUAUUACCGCAUGGCUGCCUUGGUGUACUAUGGUUUCAGAAUGAAGUCUGAGGAUGUGCUUUAUGACUGUUUACCACUUUACCACUCAGCCGGUAACAUAGUGGGAGUUGGACAGUGUCUGAUCCAUGGAAUGACUGUAGUGAUCAGGAAGAAGUUCAGCGCAUCAAAGUUCUGGGAUGACUGUAUCAAAUACAACUGCACAAUAGUGCAGUACAUUGGCGAGAUCUGCCGCUAUCUGCUGAAUCAGCCGAAGAAGGACACAGAGCACCAACACAAGGUCCGCAUGGCCCUCGGUAACGGCCUUCGUCAGUCCAUCUGGGAGGAAUUCACCACCCGCUUCAACGUCCCACAGAUCGCAGAGUUCUACGGCGCCACCGAGUGCAACUGUAGCCUGGGCAACUUCGAUAACAAGACGGGUGCCUGUGGAUUCAAUAGCCGGAUCCUGCCCUACUUUUACCCCAUCCGCUUAGUCAAGGUGGACGAGGAGACCAUGGAGCUCAUCAGAGGACCUGAUGGAGUCUGUAUCCCGUGUGGUCCAGGAGAACCUGGUCAGUUGGUUGGCCGAAUCAUUCAAAACGACCCUCUCAGACGAUUUGACGGCUACGUCAAUCAAUCAGCCACUAAUAAAAAGGUCGCUCACGAUGUCUUCAAAAAAGGAGAUAGUGCCUAUCUCUCAGGGGACGUGCUGGUGAUGGACGACUAUGGCUACAUGUAUUUCAAAGACCGCACAGGAGACACGUUCCGCUGGAAAGGAGAGAACGUCUCCACCACUGAGGUGGAGGGAACGCUGAGCCGCCUGCUGGACAUGAAAGAUGUGGUGGUGUAUGGAGUGGAGGUGCCAGGGACUUUCAAAUUCCAGAAGACAGACAUGCGACGGGAGGGAUUCGAUCCCAGCGUCGUCUCUGACAAACUCUACUUCCUGGACUGCACUAAGGGACAGUAUGUGGAGCUGAAUGCAGAGCUCCAUCGCAGUAUCGUCUCAGGAAAGCAGAAAUUAUGA
This is a messenger RNA of Sinocyclocheilus grahami, 2214 nucleotides long. RefSeq names its product long-chain fatty acid transport protein 4-like. Gene Ontology annotation, biological process: long-chain fatty acid import into cell; long-chain fatty acid metabolic process; medium-chain fatty acid transport. Bases 1 to 2214 code for a protein of 737 amino acids. NCBI's taxonomy places the organism in Eukaryota, Metazoa, Chordata, Actinopteri, Cypriniformes, Cyprinidae. Gene Ontology annotation, cellular component: plasma membrane; endoplasmic reticulum membrane. The transcript has 12 exons. The record is from RefSeq and is a predicted model, not a curated record. Gene Ontology annotation, molecular function: long-chain fatty acid transmembrane transporter activity; oleoyl-CoA ligase activity.